AAAAAAAACAUAUAUUCAAAUCUUUUUACUGAAAAAAGACAGACAAUAAUAGUGCGACAAUUUCUUUGCCCGCUUGACUGCAAUUCACUUGAAUCGAGUCCUAUUUGUAAUUAUUUACAAUGGAAACACUUUGUCCUUCUUAGUGAGUGGACCAAGAUCGUAAUGGCUAUUGCUCAGUCUUUCAACAUUUUCUCGUAAGAAAAUUCAUGGCUCAACUACAUCUCGUUUUAGUUCAGAUAGGAAAUCCCUCAUUAGGAGCUGCACUAGUGCGGCUGGCUCGAAACGCUCGAGUGAAGAGACGUCUGCCGUUCAGAAUAAUGUUUUGAAAUAAUUUCUCAUUCAUGCAGCUCAGCUAUUAAAAUUGAGCAAAAACUUAUAUUUGGGUCAGGUAGGUAGGGUUAACAAUGUUGCCUCUGAUACGCCUCAUUAGAGUGAAAGGGUUACCCAUAUUGCAGCAGCUUCAGCUGGAGGAGAGAUUACUUCGCACCACUUCGCACAACUGGUGCAUUAUAAAUGACGGCACGGAUGCUCCCACUAUCGUCAUGGGCAUUUCAGGGAAACCAGAGCAAUUGAUUGAAGUGGAGCCCGCUUUGCGCGAUCGGAUUCCUGUAAUUAAGCGGUUUAGCGGUGGAGGCACUGUCAUCGUUGACGGAGAUACAGUUUUCGUGACAUUAAUUUGCAAUCAGGGCGCUGUUCCCACUCUGCAACUUUAUCCUCACCCCAUCAUGGCCUGGACGGAGCAGUUUUAUGCCCCUGCCUUUAGAAGAAUCCCGGAUUUCCGCCUACGAGAACACGACUAUGCUCUUGGGGAUCGUAAGUUUGGUGGUAAUGCACAAUCUAUAACAAAAGGUCGGUGGCUUCAUCAUACAUCAUUUCUGUGGGAUUACAGAGCUCAAAACAUGGCGUAUUUGAAACUUCCAUAUCGUGCUCCAAAGUAUCGUCUGGAACGGUCUCACAGUGAUUUCAUCUGUUCUUUGAAGGAUUUGUCAUUUUCAAGGGAAAUUUUUCUUGAAAACAUAGUUGCUGCACUCACAGCUCAUUUCUCUUUAGAAAAAGUCGAGGUAAAAGAUAUUGAUCUACCAGUUGACAAUAAAUAUCCACAUACCACUAGGGUUCUGACCACGGAAGAACUCAGAGGGCAGUAAAUUCUUUAUGCACAGGAAAUGAAUUCGGGAAUAAAAAUUGAGGUAGCCAAAUAGUAGCUGGUAUUGUCGUAAACAUGGUCAUCUUGCAAAGGAUUUCUUCAAGGGGAAGUUUGGUAUUGGAGAACUUGAUACAAAACAGGUAAAGCCUCAAGAAACAUUAAAGUCGUUCUUUUGGGUUAUAGUAGUUAUUUGACAGUUAAAGGCAUCAACAAUUUGAAUGACAAUGGCUAAGCUGGUUUCAAGAUGUAAGAGUUAUCUACUCCAUUUCUCAAAUUGCAAAAUGAAAUCUGAAAGUAUAAUUGUAUUCAAAAGAUUGUAUAAUCAGAGAAUGGAUAAUGGCGUCAUAUUUGUGGUUUCCAAU
Cryptomeria japonica (Japanese cedar) is the source of this 1506-nucleotide messenger RNA. RefSeq lists its product as uncharacterized. NCBI's taxonomy places the organism in Eukaryota, Viridiplantae, Streptophyta, Pinopsida, Cupressales, Cupressaceae. The transcript has 5 exons. The coding region runs from base 405 to 1145 and encodes 246 amino acids. Gene Ontology annotation, biological process: protein modification process. The record is from RefSeq and is a predicted model, not a curated record. Gene Ontology annotation, cellular component: mitochondrion.